CUUCGUUUUGGUGGCUCGUUAAUUGCAGAUUAAAAUUCCAUUUUCCGGAGAAGUAUAGUUGAGUUUCUCGCCUGCUUCCUUCUCCUCCGUCGACAUUUCUCCGAUCUAAGCUAACCCUCUCCUCUACUCCUCAGGACCCGUCGGAGGAUUGACCGUAUCCCUCCGAAUCUUCAAUUUACUGAUCGAUCGGUUGAUAUAUAGAUCUUAAUUAUGCGAUUCUUUAGGAGAAUAGCGGGGUUCUUGGGGCUUACCAGGGACGAUGGGCACGAUGUGAAAGACCAGGAAGACGAAGAAGAUAACGCCGCUUCCUCCGCCACCAACAACAAUCAUAAUCAGCAGGCCAACAAGCCUCGGGUUUUUCACGAAACCGGGUUGCCUCGGAAGGGCUUCAGCGUCCCUGUCCAGGUCGCCGUGGACCGUUCCCAAUCUGGACCCGUCAUUGUCCCUUGUACUUCCGGUGGCGGCGGUGUGCAGGGUCUGAGAUGGUAUGCAAAGCGUCUUAAGAUAGAUGAAGAUGGAGAUGUGGCAGAUGAGUUCCUUGAUGAGGUCUUGCAAGAAACAUCAGUUAGUGCAGAAGAUGAGCAGAGGUCAUUACCGAAGUUUCAAAUAAAGUACAGUACCAGACCAGCUAAAGUGAGAAACCAAGUACUAUCCCAAGAUGGGAAAAUCCAGCAGAGUGUGGAGUACCAAGGUAGGUUGCAGUGGGUAUAAUGGAUGAUGACACUCGUGUUAGUCUAACCCAUGAUGGGAAAAUCCAGCAGUGUGUGGAGUACCAAGUACUGUCCCAUAAUGGGAAAAUCCAGCAAAGUGUGGGAGUAGAGUACCAAGGUAGGUUGCAAUGGGUAGCAAACAUUUCAGCUUCUCCUUAGCAGAUUGCGGUGGGUAUGUUAGAUGAUGAGACUCAUGAUAGUCUAUAGCAAAAUUGUGUUGUCAACUUGAUUCUUUGGUUUUGAUGUGUUUCUUGCCACUGCUCUAACUUCUGUAUGGUUUAUAGUUCCCUGUUGUAAAGAGGAUUUUGACUGUACCAUUCAUGGUUCAUACGUUACUUGAUUGAUUGUAACUUUUUUCCUACUUAAAUCUGUAUAUGAGUGAUCUUAUAUCAGUCAUGUUU
Messenger RNA from Rubroshorea leprosula, 1111 nucleotides. The record is from the annotation of a GenBank genome assembly. Lineage: Eukaryota; Viridiplantae; Streptophyta; Magnoliopsida; Malvales; Dipterocarpaceae.